AUGUCGUCGACUUCAGUAGCAUCACGAGACCAAAUAUAUUCGGCGAAGUACUCUGGGGUUGAAGUUUAUGAGUUUAUUCACCCUACGGGGUCCAUAAUGAAGCGGAAGGCUGAUGAUUGGGUAAAUGCGACACAUAUAUUGAAAGCCGCCAAAUUUGCAAAGGCUAAAAGGACUAGAAUUUUGGAGAAGGAGGUAAUAAAGGAUAUACAUGAGAAGGUUCAAGGUGGGUUUGGGAAAUAUCAGGGGACUUGGGUUCCUCUAGAUAUUGCACGUCGAUUGGCGGAAAAGUUUGAUGUGCUUGAGGAGCUAAGACCGUUGUUUGACUUUAGUCAACGAGACGGGUCUGCAUCUCCUCCACAGGCCCCUAAGCAUCAUCAUGCAUCGAGAUCUGAUUCGACCAAGAAGGGUACUGGCAAGAGCCCGUCAGGUGCUUUGAAUAAUGCAUCUGGUUCUGUUAUUCCUAAACGUAGAGGUAGGCCACCAAGAAGCAAAAAAUUGGACAGGAUUCCGGCUUCUGGUGAUGCUGCGUUGCAAAGGUCUCGGAGCGACGUGACGGGAUUUCACAAGCCUUCGAUAACAAUCUCUACGAUAUCUUCUCAUAAUCUACCUUCGAUACAGUCCACUUUACAACGAGGUGUAAAUAUAGAUGAACAACAGCAUUACCAAGACAAGUUACAACAACAGAUAUCUCAGCAGAAAUAUGAAGAAUUGGAUAUUGAGGACGGCUUAUCCAGUGAUAUAGAGACGAAUUUGGCUUACAUUGCAGAGGGCCCGGUUGGUAGCAAUAGGCUAAAUACACAGUUGAUGACAGGUAAAGAAGAGCCUGUGUCUUCCUCCUCCUCGUUACCUUCAUCCCCGAGUGAUUUUUCAGCCCCAGUACCAUUUGAUACACAACGUGUAGGCAGUGCCACUUCUCCAAUUGGAGCCAUGCUCCCGCGCUACUCAAUGCAAUCUAGACCACCUACAUCAGAUUUAGACCAAAAGGUAAAUGACUACUUGGCGAAGCUAGUGGAUUAUUUUAUAAAUUCUGAAAUGCAAAAUACCAACGCUGUACCGAUAGAACUACUAAAUCCUCCACAUUCAACCCCUUACAUUGAUGCUUGGAUUGAUUCAGAACAUCACACAGCGUUUCAUUGGGCGUGCGCAAUGGGAAAUUUACCAAUUGUUGAAGCUCUAUUACAAGCUGGUGCCAGUCAUCGAGCUGUUAAUCACGCAGGAGAAACGCCGUUAAUGAGAGCUUCAAUGUUUCACAACAGUUACACGAAACGCACGUAUCCUCGUAUAUUUCAACUAUUACAGGACACUGUUUUUGACAUAGAUUCUCAAUCGCAGACAGUUGUUCAUCAUAUUGUGAAGAGAAGAUCUAAUACGCAAUCUGCACUUUACUAUUUGGAUGUCCUAUUAUCGAAAAUCAAGGAUUUUUCCCCACAAUAUCGUAUCGAAACUCUAAUUAAUACCCAAGAUGAUAAGGGCAAUACGCCUUUGCAUAUUGCUGCAAUCAACGGAGACAAGAAGUUUUUUCAGACCCUUUUAGGAAGUGGUGCUCUAAGUACACUUAAAAACUAUGAUGGAGUAACGGCGGAUGUGUUCAUUAAUAAUAAAUUUUCCAGGACUUUAAACUAUUCGGAGCAUUCAUAUCACUAUGGAAAUGGGACGACACAUUCGCCUGCAUCAACAUCAACGGGUGCAGUGAUAACCGGACCAGCAGGUGCAGCGGCGGCAUCUGCAUCUGCCUCUUUUAUUCAUACUGGGGAUAUGUUUCCUUCACAGGCGGCUACGAGUGUUUCAAGGGCAAUACCGGAAGUAAUAAAUUUAAUGAAAGAUAUGGCGGAUUCAUAUCAAGGGUUAUAUCAAGAUAGGAGCCAAGAAUUACAGAGCAUAAAGAAGAUGUUGAAGAGUAUGAAUAAUACUGUGGCCUCUGUUGACAUAAAGAUAUUGGAGACUUUAGAUAUAAAGAAAUAUGAACAAAUUGGGCAAACCAUGGAAGACAUAACUCAAGCGAUCGAUGAGCUUCAAUCACGAUUUACCGUGAAACAAAAAUGUCUUAUGAAUAUAUUAGAGAAGGGACAAAGAAUUCAGCUACAGAGGUUAAUAAAUGAACAAGAACAGGAGAUAGAUAAACAUCAAGAGGAAUCAGAAAGUAAAUCUGGCCCUUCCAUUAAUCCAAAUCUAAUUACUGGUAUCAAGGAAUUGGCAAUACUGCAGUUGAGACGCAAAGCAAAAAUAAAACAGAUGCUAGAAUUAUUAUGCGGUAAUUCUAAAGUUCAAAAAUUUAGAAAAAUGAUAUCUCAAGGGACAGAUAUGGAAUUGGAUGAAGUAGAUAACUUUUUGGAUGUUAUAUUGCAACAGUUAAAUGACGAUAACGAAGCUAAAAAGAUUAAUAAUCCCAAUGGGGUGACAUGA
Eremothecium cymbalariae DBVPG#7215 is the source of this 2403-nucleotide messenger RNA. RefSeq names its product transcription factor MBP1 (gene MBP1). The transcript has a single exon. Gene Ontology annotation, molecular function: protein binding; transcription regulator activity; DNA binding. The coding region runs from base 1 to 2403 and encodes 800 amino acids. Gene Ontology annotation, cellular component: MBF transcription complex; SBF transcription complex. The record is from RefSeq and is a predicted model, not a curated record. Lineage: Eukaryota; Fungi; Ascomycota; Saccharomycetes; Saccharomycetales; Saccharomycetaceae.